Molecule: messenger RNA, 3900 nt
Organism: Microplitis demolitor
Lineage: Eukaryota; Metazoa; Arthropoda; Insecta; Hymenoptera; Braconidae
Exons: 5
Coding region: 1-3900 (1299 amino acids)
Source: RefSeq, a predicted model, not a curated record
AUGAACUAUCAAUUAAAUGUUCCGAUAUCGGAGACGGAACUCCAAACAGUAAUGGAAAAACAAAAUCGUUUACGCGCUCGAUUACUUGCGUUUCGGGAACAGGAAUCGAGCCGAUGUAGAACUUUACCGCCGAUGAUUGACUUUAAUUGUUUAAAUGGUAAUGAUUCGAAUCACGCGUAUGUCGAAAGGGAGCUGCCUGUAUUGGCUACGUCAGGAGCUCGUAUUGUUCGGACUGCUCAAGGUUUAUUGAGAGCCGAAAAUUCAAAUAGCCGGGUUGGCGAGCUUAUUGUUCUCGCAACCACGGAAAAUGAAAUUAUGCCGAUCCGAGCCAGUGGAGUCUUCGAUAUCGAGCAUAUGGGUGCAGGUGAGAAUGAACCAAAAUGUUUACGACCGUUACAAGUAAGUUUAAAUUGUCCUCCAUGUGUCAGAAAACAGAGUACUGAUAGCGAUAGUACAUCAACAGAACUUUGUGACGAACAUGAACAUUCGAGUGAUAGCGAAGAUCAAGCUUCUUUGUCAGACAACCCCGGUGCAGAAUUAAUUGAUGAAAAUCAUCCACAGUUAAGUGAUAAUCCAACGUACUGUCCUUUAACUUAUUGUCAACCAAGUAUGAAAAAAGAUUUAUUGGUCGAUAAAGUAAACGAAUGUAAAAACAAAAUAUGGUUGAAGGCUGGUUCCUCUUCACCCAUCAUUAAAAUUACCGAUAAUAUCCGAAGUCUUUCUGCAGAAAAUAAUUUAAUUGACAUUAAUACGUGCAUUGAUAAAGAUAAUUUGAGAAACGAAAACAAAAAUGAAAUUCUAAAGUUACAAGAUGAAAAUUUUAUAAUAUGUUCAAAAUCAUCUGUCCCAAAAAAUAUUGAAGAUCAAUUCAGUAACUGUUAUCAUUCAAGUUCAAUCAAAACUAGUUUCCGGGAGAAUGACAAUAAUACUUCAAUAGACGAACAUUAUGAUAGUUCUAAAGAUCCUUCCAUUAGCAACACAUUAGUAAGAAAUGACGUUUUAAACGAAAACUCAACUAUUUUGGUGAAUAAUGAAUUAUCAAGUGAUAGUAUUUCAUCUGGAAUUUUCAUUCCUAAAACACUGAGUAAAGAUGAUGCAUUAAUAUUCGAUUCUUAUUCAUCAUCCAACAUAAAAAAAAAUAUGAAAGAUACAGUAGAUGACUCAAAUUAUGAUGCCAUAAAUUUCUUACCAAUGUCAACAACUAUCGUUGAUCGAAAGAUACUAUUAACUGACUUAGAACUGUUGACAAAUAAAAUCACUGAAUCUAAUGAGCAGAUAAGUUAUGAUGUUUUACAAAAAAAGCAUACAUUUAUACAUAACCAAGCAGAACCAGAGAUGAUUCCUAAUCACUUUUGCUGUCUUAAUGUUGACGAAGGUAGACAGCAGGAUAACCAUAAACUCAAUAAGAUAAUUUGUAAUUCUAAAGAAUCAGCUAAAUCAGACUCGAAUGGUUUCUGUAUUAUAAAGAAUUCUCAAUCACAAAAGAAACAAAAUUGUUAUCACUCGAAACAUUAUUCUGUAAAUGGAAAUUUAAAUACAUCGCAAUUGGUCUUGACUCAGUCAGAUAAUGUACACUCAAGGUUAACUUUCGACUCAAGCUUACUUGAAAAUAGCUCUAGAUUGAAGAUUGAUGGAUCUACUUCAUCAAUUAGUUUUAAUUUGGAUUCUUCCGAUCAUGAAGUUGACGUUUCUCCUAUUAAAUCCAGAACUGAAUGUUUGAGAAACUCAUUAGAUAAUCAUAUGGUAGCCGAAAAUAGUGAGAAAUUAGUCAGCUCCAUACUCCAUUCAUCAAAAAAAGGUACCACAAUUGAAUGUGCUGCGCACUACAGACACCAAAAUGACUUUUGCAAAUUUCCAUGUAAACCUAGCCGUAUAAUUUCACCUUUUUUUCCUAUUAUAGGUCCCAUUAAGAAAUCUCCAUCACCAAAUCAUGCCAAUGAAAUGGAAACGAAUAACAAUCAAUUUAAAAAUAUUUUACCCACGAGAGCGACAAGUUUAAAAGAGUCUAGCCAAUCAAAUUUUUAUGAUCGAUGCAAGUUGCUAUCAUUCCCACAAACUAUCGAUACAAAACCUAUCCAUGAUUUUCGCACAGAAUGUUUUGAUUUUGCAAAUACUUCUGCAACUCAAUUCGUAGAUUUGUUGUACUGUGAAAAACCAAAAAACGAAGAAUUGAAUAUUCUGGACUUAGAUAUGAAUAGUUUGAAUUUUAAAAGGCUAACAGAUAAUGUAUCUAUUUCACAAAUGAAAUCUGACGAUCAAUCAAAAUAUUUGAAUAAUUCAAAAGAAAUUGAUUAUUCAUCACCUCAAUUAUGUGAAUCAAAAUUAUUUGAACAGAAUUAUCGUCAUUGUAAUAAAAAUCUUAAGAGGUGUGAAUAUUCUAUACAUGAUUCUGCUUGUCAAUUCUUUGAAGGUGAAGUCAAAAUUCCGGAUUCCCACGUGUUAACCAAUCCUAGUAAAAGUUAUGUUGUUGAACCGAAAAUUCAAAUGGAUGAAAAGAGUGACAGCUUUCUAAUCAAGUAUACCAAAAACAAAGAUAUUGAGGAUUCAAAUGGUGAAAUUGAAUGUAAAUUAGGCGUUUGGACUAAAGUUCAACCACGAAAAAAGGGUCAAAAUGGGCGAAGGGAUAGUUGUGAUCGAGCUUUGAAAAUAAUACAAGAAAAUUCAGCAAUUCUUCACAAAAUCCUCAGUUGCCAGGCUAAGAAAUGCCUACCAGAUUUGGAAGAAAUAUCACAAGAAAUUACAAUCAGUCCUAUUAAUGAGGAAAUAUCAAAAAUUUUUAGCCCAAUCUUAGAGCACAUCGGAUUAAACGAGUAUGAAAUAAAUGAAGAAUUAGCGACUAUUAAUUUCAAUGAUUUCAAUUCAAUGAGUGGUAUUGGACAAUCUGAAUAUGAUAAAAAAAUUAAUAUCGAACAUUCUCAACUUUCUGUAAAUGAUGAUAAAGAACUUUGCCAUUUUGAUGAAGAUAGAAUCUCAAUAACUGAUUUCUUGUAUUCAAGAGAACCUUUAAUCCAUAAUAAGAUGAAUAAGGAACGCUCAAGGAUGAUAGACAAGUGCAAGGGAAAAUCGCCAAAUAAUUUAUGCCUCUUCAAUGAAUUUUCUAAAAAAAGCCCUAGUGAUAUAGAAGCUCUGAAUAUUUGUAGCUGCUCAUCGAAUAAAUUUUCCCAAGAAUUUUCUGAGAAUUUAGAACACAAAAGAGAUCACCACUUCUUCAAAGAUACUUGCAGUCAUGCUGAAAAGUAUCCAGAUUAUAUAGAUAAAUUGAAAGAGUAUAGUACAGAAUCAAUAUGUCCUCGAGCUGAAGAUUUAUUUUUCAACAGUGAUAUUGACAUUUAUCGUGAAUUAGAAAAAUUGGAUAAAAUGUCACCACAUGAUUCUAUGCAAUCGAAUUUCCCUAACAUGAUUCAGGAAUCAGUGUCACCACUCAGCCCUAUUAUAGAAUCAUCGGCGCGGUCUAAAAAAGAAAUCGCUGUGAAACAUCAUGAUGAAUUCGAAAGAACAUCUAAUUACAUAUCUCCAGAUGUUUCUCACACUUCCCAUGAGCAUGAUAAUGUUCAAGAUGAUAUUUUAUUGAAAAGUUCAUAUCAGUUUCGUGUUUGCUAUGAAGAUGAAAUUUCACCUAGUCGAAAAAUAUGCACGGAUAUUUUUUCUCUGAACUCUUGUAAAACCGAUCAAGAAGCAGUUCAUUUAAGUAAAUCGCCUAAUCUUUAUGAUGACCAUUUAAAUGUCGAUAAACAAAACACUUCAGUCGCUUCAAUGAUAUCACCUAAAAAAAAUAUAGAUGUCGACAAAAAAUUUGAUUCUCAGUUAUUGAUACUUCAAACUCCCUAUCAUAAGCUAUCAGCUGAUUAUGAAUACUCUAGAGAAGAUGAUUGUACUCCGAAUAGUAUGGAUACUUUAUGA